Molecule: messenger RNA, 2275 nt
Organism: Argentina anserina (silverweed cinquefoil)
Lineage: Eukaryota; Viridiplantae; Streptophyta; Magnoliopsida; Rosales; Rosaceae
Exons: 15
Coding region: 76-1959 (627 amino acids)
Biological process (GO): transcription initiation at RNA polymerase I promoter
Cellular component (GO): nucleus
Molecular function (GO): RNA polymerase I core binding; RNA polymerase I general transcription initiation factor activity
Source: RefSeq, a predicted model, not a curated record
CGCCGCUCUUGCAAAACCCUGCCUUCUCUCUCUCUCUCUCUCUUGGGGUUUUCUCUCAAUCGCCGACGAACCACCAUGGGCGUCGAGCUCCGGCAAGACCUCGAUAUGGACGAAGGCCACGUCUACUCCGACUACGACCUCGCUCUGCACGUCAAGGACGUUCUCCUCUCAGUCUCAUCCGGCGAUGCUGUGUCCGUUGAGAACUACGCCGAGCUCGUCGGUCGUCUGUACCUGCGGGAGCGCCACUCUCCCGAUGACAUCGCCAAGCUCGUGGCUUGCCUGAAGGGACUGUCAGGAGCAGCUUCUUAUAUCGACAGCGCUGUUCAUAGUGAUCUUCUCUCUGGGCUUUUGAAGAUGAGGCUGUGGAGCUAUGGGCCUGAUGUGAUGGACGCGUUGGUGGAGUUGAUUAUCUCCUUGGCUUCUUCGAGUGGGAAGUACCUUGAUCUUUGCCUGGGUUGGCUUACAGGCCAUUUCGAGACGCCUCCGAAAUUCCUAGAGAAGUUGAAGUUGCCAUAUGGCCUUACAAAGAAGGACCAAGUUUUGUCCCGUGUGCAUUCGGCUUUGAAAGAUAUAUCUGAUGUGGUUCCGCUUUCCCCUGCAAGAAUAGUGGUUAUAGUGUCUGAUCAUCUUGAGCGAUAUCGGCAAAAUAGUAGAACUAGUACACAUGGUCUUGUGAUAUUCGUAGAGAACAUGUUAAAGUUAGAGGGUGGUGCACUUGGUGAAGUCGUUCGAGUUACCAUGGUCACAAAGGUGGUGGAAUUGCUGCUACAUUUAGAUGUCGAAAUGGGAUCGUGGGACAAAGUGUUAGAAGAUCAUGGAAUAUUUCAGAUGGAGAUAGAAGAUAUGGACAACUUUGCAGAAGAUUUUCUGACUGAUGGUACUGAGCAUGCGAGAGAAGCAAGUUUAAACGAUUUAACUUUGAAAAGUUAUGCUGAAAAGUUGGAUACACUGAUGGUGUUAACUUUCGAGCACCUUGAAUCCUGUGAAGCUGCUGGUCGAUUGAGUGAGGUCUUCAAAACUCUUCUCGAGACAUUUAGGAACAAAGUUUUGACCACAUGCAAGUCAAAGUUUGUCCAGUUUGUGAUGUUUUAUGCCUGUGCUCUUGAUCCUGUAAACUGUGGUGAGGAAUUUGCCACAAACCUUGUUGAAAUUUUUGUUCACAAUGCCAACCAAACAUCUCUCAGGAUGAGAGCUGUUGCUUACCUUGCUAGCUACUUGUCUCGAGCAAUGUUUAUGUCACCCUCUGUAGUUGCUCAAAUGCUAAAGAGGUUGGUGGGGUGGUGUUUUGAUUUUGUCACAAGGAAGAAAGGUGGAGUAAAUCCAGAAAUUAAUAAAUUAUUUUAUGCUGCAUGUCAGGCCAUCAUGUAUACGAUGUGCUUCCGAUUGAGAUCUCUGAUGGAUGAUCCUCAAUCAAAGUUGUUGCUUGCUGGACUACCUUUAGAUUCCAUUUUGAGCACUGAAAUUAGCCCACUGAAGGCGUGCGUGCCAUCCAUAGUGAAGGAGUUCCUAUGGCAAGCGAAUGCGGCUGGUUUAAUCACCACUGAGGAGUUUGAUUUUGAUGAUGAUUUGGAAUCGGAGUAUUCAUGGGUAUGGGGUGGAAAGGAAGAGCUUCACAAGUUGUUCCCUUUUGACCCAUGUUUGCUGAAAAAUAGUGACAGGUUCAUUCGGCCCAAUUUUAUAUACUGGUCAAUGGUUCAACGAACCUAUGACGAGGACAAAGACGGUUCCAGUGAUGAGGAAGGUGAUGAAGCUUUUGCUGUCGACAAUGAGGAAAAUGUAAUGGAUUAUGAGGUUUUGCAAUGCUUGGAGGAACAACAAUUCGGUGAAGUUGACAGUGCAUUAAACAAAAUGUCUAUCACGCCAAAGGAUUCAUUACACAGUAGAUUUGGUGGUGCAAUAAAUAAACCCAUGCGAAUGCCCUCACGAAUUAGACCGUCCACAAGUCCAGAGUCUUUGUAAAUUGAAAGCUUUUUGUUUCCCCUCUUUCAUGGAAAUGAAUUGGUUGUACAAACAAGAGACAUCAUACUUGCCGGUGUCCCCGAAAGGAUGUGGCCGGUUGAUAUUGAGAGAUGUUGUAAUGCUAGGGCUGUCCUGCUCGUCUUUCUUUUUUUUUUUUUUUUUUUUGGUUAAUGUAUCAAAGACUUGUGAAAUUGUAAGAUUCCAUUCUGGGCAGCUGUCAUACUUUGCUCAGUUUAGAUAUGUGCACUUAUGCAGUCAAUCAAAACUAAGCUUGAGUUAAUAGAAUUUGGAGCUUCUUGCUGACGAAUAAUUUGUC